Microsporum canis CBS 113480 is the source of this 848-nucleotide messenger RNA. RefSeq names its product 40S ribosomal protein S15. Bases 119 to 580 code for a protein of 153 amino acids. Gene Ontology annotation, molecular function: structural constituent of ribosome; RNA binding. Gene Ontology annotation, cellular component: cytosolic small ribosomal subunit; ribosome. Lineage: Eukaryota; Fungi; Ascomycota; Eurotiomycetes; Onygenales; Arthrodermataceae. The record is from RefSeq and is a predicted model, not a curated record. Gene Ontology annotation, biological process: translation; ribosomal small subunit assembly. The transcript is spliced from 5 exons.
CCGACUUUUUCGACGUCGAGAAAGAAAACGAGACAGACAAACCAACCUUUUGACAGUUUCUCCCCCUUCUUCUAUCCAAGGGCAAGCCAGCGUUGCUGAGAGAACAAAGACCGCAAUCAUGGCUGACACCGAAUAUAACGCUGAGGAGGCUGCCGAGAUCAAGAGAAAGAGAGCCUUCCGCAAGUUUUCUUACCGUGGAAUCGACCUUGACCAGCUCCUUGACCUCAGCUCCGAACAGCUCCGCGAUGUUGUCCACGCCCGUGCCCGCCGCAGAUUCAACCGCGGCCUCAAGCGCAAGCCAAUGGGCCUGAUCAAGAAGCUCCGCAAGGCCAAGCAAGAGGCCAAGCCCAACGAGAAGCCAGAUCUCGUCAAGACACACUUGCGUGACAUGAUUGUCGUACCAGAGAUGAUCGGAAGCGUCAUCGGUAUCUACUCUGGAAAGGAGUUCAACCAGGUUGAGAUCAAGCCCGAGAUGGUUGGUCACUAUUUGGCUGAGUUCUCUAUCUCAUACAAACCCGUCAAGCACGGCCGACCCGGUAUCGGUGCCACCCACUCUUCCCGUUUCAUUCCUCUCAAGUAAACGAAUAAUCUGCACGCAACUUGACGUUUUGUACUGGGGCAUGUCAAAAUGUUUUUUUUAUCUUCUCUUACAUGGGGUAAAACGGAUGGGGUUCUUGCUUUGUAUGGAAGGGCUUUAUAUCCAGAACCCCUCUUCUCCCAAGUCCAUGUAACGGCAUAGAAAAUGGUGGAGCUCUUGGAGAGAACAGCUUUUAUCAUCACCAUGCCAACCCGCGGCUAGAUUUAUGAUUUUAAUGUAUCUAGCAAAAAUUCAUUCCAUACAACCAGUA